CGCGUGUUAGGAAUGGAGACGUUGCAUGUUUGUGGUGUCGGAUUUAUUCAAUGGAUUCAGCGAUUUCAGUAUUUAGACUCGCUGAUGAUCAACACAAGCCACUUAGGGAGCCCUUUGAUAGCCUAUGCGCUCGUAUUUCCCCUGGCCUACUAUUUGAAUCCAACUCUCGGACUGGUGACAAUGCUGUGUGCUUCGUUUACGGAAUGGUUCAGCGGACUCCUAAAGUGGAUCCUUCAUGGCCAUCGACCCUAUUGGUGGGUCGGUUUGUAUGCUCGAAAAACCAAUACGGCUGUUAUGCACCUUGAACAAUUCCCAGUUACAUGCGAAACUGGUCCAGGCAGUCCAUCGGGGCACUGUAUGAUCACACUCGCAAGUUUGGUCCCCUUAGUGUUAUACCUUUAUCAAUGUCUUCUAAGUCCCUACGGAGAACUGGUGCUCCUUAUUUUUGGAUUGUUCAUUCUGGUUCUGGGAUUGAGUCGGUGCUACUUGGCGGCACACUUUCCCCACCAGGUGCUUGCCGGAGUAGUUUCAGGUCUCUGUUUUGGAUACUUUUUCACCCAUUUAUUUCAAGUGGUCCAACUAGCAUCGAAACCAUCGAAGUCCACCCUGAAUCAUGGGAUGGUUAAUUACUUAGUUUAUUUGAUUCGAACGCCUGGUCUGUUGAUCGGCUUUGGUUUUGGCUCGCUUCUGUUGGCUUGGAUGUUUAGUUGGUUCUUGCAGACGAUACUUGGUGUGGACGUCAAUUGGUCCGUCAAGUUGGCGCAGCGGGCUUGUCGUCGACCCGAAUGGGUGCACCUGUCCUCUUCACUAAUGGUUGGUUUUGCACGCAUUGCGGGUUAUUUAUCCGGUUUAGCGAUCGCGUUGUGCUUGUGUCAACCGUCAGAUCGCUCGUUGUGGACCCCCAACACAAACCUUUCGGUUGUCUCCCUUGCUGUGAUAUCAGUCAUUGUAACAAAACUGACUGAAGCAUUGUGCCGCCGAGCAAUUAAUGCUUUACUUAUGCCUAUUUUACCGCCUUCUAAUUCGACUGGUCCUGGAGUGGCUUUGCUUGCCAGUUCGGUCGUGGAAGGUUCCGUGGGUCCUUUACUCGCCGUCUGCGUCCUUCCAUCUAUGUUAGGUAGAUUUUGGCAGACUCCAUGAGUAGCUAGGUUUUGGUUCUGUGGUCCCAAUUACUCUUCUCCAUUUCUGCUUUAAGAUGUCUCCCACAGUGCAUUUCUCCCCUGACCUGUCCGUUUUGUUGGAGUUGAAAUUUUCUUUCGGGUAUUAUUUGCCACAAGUUAGAGCAGCCCGACGAUCUCGAACACGCUGCAUGUUACUUUUCAAUGUGAUUUUAUCUUCAUGAGCUCCAUUCAGAUAUCCUCUCAUUACCAUAUCCACCAUUCUGGUUCUUCUCUUGUUCGAGUGGUACGUUGAAAUGUUUUGAAAUGUUUUCGCCUUCACGUUCAGAAUAUAUGUGGACAUUGCCUUCUGUUCUCGG
Opisthorchis viverrini is the source of this 1477-nucleotide messenger RNA. RefSeq lists its product as hypothetical. The record is from RefSeq and is a predicted model, not a curated record. Gene Ontology annotation, molecular function: glucose-6-phosphatase activity. Bases 13 to 1140 code for a protein of 375 amino acids. Lineage: Eukaryota; Metazoa; Platyhelminthes; Trematoda; Opisthorchiida; Opisthorchiidae. Gene Ontology annotation, biological process: gluconeogenesis; glucose 6-phosphate metabolic process. Gene Ontology annotation, cellular component: membrane. The transcript has 6 exons.